This is a messenger RNA of Verticillium nonalfalfae, 402 nucleotides long. RefSeq lists its product as uncharacterized. The transcript is spliced from 3 exons. NCBI's taxonomy places the organism in Eukaryota, Fungi, Ascomycota, Sordariomycetes, Glomerellales, Plectosphaerellaceae. The record is from RefSeq and is a predicted model, not a curated record. The coding region runs from base 1 to 402 and encodes 133 amino acids.
AUGCCUUAUUAUACCGAGGACAGACUUGAAUAUCUCGAAGAGUCGGCACAAACGGCGAGGCCGGGCGAUCAAUCGCAGGCGCUGGCGCUGGUAGCUGGUAUUUUGGAGCGCAACGCCAUUGCCUAUGGGGUAAUGGGUGGCAUGAACUUCUACCUCCGCGGCUCAAGCCGCACGACAGGCGACGUCGAUAUUGCCGUGGACAACCCACCACGUAUGGAGGCCCUAUUGAGCAUUUUCAACAGCCACGAAAGAAGGCUUGCCUUCAAGGUGGAUCUCAGCAUGCUCAUGGACGCCAACCACGAGUCCAUGCCGGCUGUCUGGGCCAAGAUCUCCACUGAGACGUACGGAAACUCAAGCGAGCCGCGACCGACGACGAGCGGGGCGGAUCAGAAGGCCAUCUGA